Molecule: messenger RNA, 2403 nt
Organism: Lontra canadensis (Northern American river otter)
Lineage: Eukaryota; Metazoa; Chordata; Mammalia; Carnivora; Mustelidae
Product: zinc finger protein 345-like
Biological process (GO): regulation of transcription by RNA polymerase II
Molecular function (GO): RNA polymerase II cis-regulatory region sequence-specific DNA binding; DNA-binding transcription factor activity
Source: RefSeq, a predicted model, not a curated record
AUGGCCAAAAUUAAUAUGACAGGACAGCUGACCUUCAGGGAUGUGGCCAUCGAAUUCUCCGAGGAGGAGUGGGGACGCCUGACCCACACUGAGCAGCAACUGUACAGGGAUGUGAUGUUGGAGAACUACAGACACCUGCUCUUCUUGGGUCUCAUUGUUUCAAAGCCUGAUUUGGUCUCCUUUUUGGAGCAAAAGAAGGACCCUUGGGAUGUAAAGAGAAAGAAGACAGUGGUCUUUGAUCCAGCUGUAUCUUCACAGGACACCCUGAGCUUCCUGCCAGAGCCAUGCAAAGAAGCUUCAUUUCAAGAUGUAUCCAUGGGUCAAUAUAAACAUAGCGUCCUUGAGAAGUUACACCUAAUGAUAGACUGGGAUAAUGAUCGUAAAGGAUAUAUCCAAAUUGAGACUACUGCCCAUGAUAGUGAAAGAUACAAAAUACUUUGUAAAACCUUCCUUUUUAAGACCAUUAGUUCUGCAAGGCAGGGUGUUUCUGUCAGCAGGAGCUCCACUCAAACACUCAAACGUCCAUAUUUAUGGAUGGAGAAUGUAGAACAUCUGGAAAGUUACCGAGUCUGUGCUGAACAUAAUGAUUUGAACAAUUUUGAAAAUAGGAUUGGAUUGACCUUUCAUUCAAAUAUUUCUAAACUUCAGAGAUUUCAGCAUGGAGAAACAACUGCUAAGUGGGAUCCAUUUGAGAGGUCUUUCACUAAAGACUCAACCCUUCAAAAUUCCCAGAGCAUUUUCAAUGGAGAGGGAAUUGCUCAAGGCAGUGAAUCUGAGAAAAAAAUUCAUCCAGGCUCAAAUGUUAAUAAACAUCUGAGGACUCAUUUUGCUGAGAACCAUUUCAAACUUAUUAAACGUGGGGAAGUCUUUGCUCAAAGGUCCAUCCUUCUGUCUAACAGUAUGCAUAUAAGAGAGAAUCUUAAUGAAUGUGAAAGAGAUUUUAACCAGUCCUCCAGUUCUGGUGAUCAUCCAAAAAUUUAUGUGGGAAAAAACCCAUCCAGAUAUAAGAAGCCUGGGAAUACGUUUAGUCAGUCAUCAGGAACACAUAUACAUAAGACAAUCUGUAGUGGAGAGAAACCUUACAAAAGUAAAGAAUACAGCACAGACUUUAAAUUACCAUUGACCCUUACUCACCAUCAAAGAAUUCAUUGUGGAGGGAAACCUUACCAAUGUCAAGAAUGUGGGAAGGCCUUUAACCAGAUGUCACACCUUACUGAACAUCAUAGAAUUCAUACUGGAGAAAAACCUUACUACUGUCAAGAAUGUGGCAAGGCCUUUUCCAUCAGUCAGGCCUUAACUACACAUUACAGAGUUCAUACUGGAGAGAAACCUUACAACUGUGUAGAAUGUAGCAAGGCCUUUAAGUGGGAAUCCAGCCUUACUCAACAUCACAGAAUUCAUACCGGAGAGAAACCUUACAAAUGUGAAGAAUGUGGCAAGGCCUUUAGGCGGCAGUCAGACGUUAUUGAACAUCGCAGAAUUCAUUUUAGAGAGAAACCUUACAAAUGUAAAGAGUGUGGGAAGGCCUUUAAGCAGCACUCAGUCCUUUUUCACCAUCAGAGAAUUCAUACUCGAGAGAAACCUUACAAAUGUACGGAGUGUGGGAAGGUCUUCAAGCAGCUCUCAGCCCUUACUCACCAUCACAGAAUUCAUACUGGAGAGAAAACUUACAAAUGUAAAGACUGUGGCAAGGCCUUUAGCAGGCAUUCAAGCCAUACUCAACACCACAAAAUCCAUACUGGAGAGAAGCCUUACAAAUGUAAAGAAUGUGGCAAGGCCUUUAUCCGUAAAUCAGGCCUUACUACCCAUCACAAAGUUCAUACCGGAGAGAAACCGUAUAAUUGUGAAGAAUGUGGCAAGGCCUUUACCUAUAAAUCAACCCUUACUAAUCAUCACAGAGUUCAUACUGGAGAGAAACCUUACAGCUGUGUAGAAUGUGGCAAGGCUUUUAAGCAGGAAUCAAGCCUCACUCAGCAUCACAGAAUUCAUACUGGAGAGAAACCUUAUAAUUGUGAAGAAUGUGGGAAGGUCUUUAUGUUCCAUUCAGGCCUAUCUCAACAUCGCAGAAUUCAUAUUGGAGAGAAACCUUACCAGUGUAAAGAAUGUGGCAAGGUAUUUAUGUUCCAUUCAGGCCUUACUCGACAUCAGAGAAUUCAUUCUGGUGAGAAACCUUACAAAUGUCAAAAUGUGGCAAGACCUUUAGGCAAUGCUAAACCCUUGUUCCUUAUCCAAGAAUGUAUAGUGGAGGUGAUUUUACACAUAGAAAAAUACAGCAAACCCUUUCCUAGUGCUCAAGCCUCCCCCAGCAUUACAGAAUUCAUAGUAGAGAGAAACCUUGUAAAGAAUGUGGUAAAGCUUUUGGAUUGCUCAACACUUAAGUCAGCAUCCCAGAGUUCAUACUGA